AUGUUCUAUCAACUUAUUCUAGCAUUAUCGGUGAUUGCCGUUGCCGGUGCUGACGGCUGUGCCCAGCUCAUUGCCAAGUACCGGGCUACCCCCGUUGCCUACCCGUUCCCGUACCACCACGGCCCCCACCAAGGGGAGAUCCGCUACGAGCUGGGCCCCAAAUUUGCCAGUGUCUACGAGCUUGUACGUUUCGAAUUGGGCGGCAAAUAUGCCGUGGAAGACGGCAAAGUGGUGCUUACUAACGGCAACAGUGCUCCCUUAGUGCUUUCGCCAGCUGCGGCUGAGGACCAGUGGGGCCCCCCAGAAGGGUGGCAGCAGCGGUUUGCCUCGCAGGAUAGCGACGCCAAUGACGACGGAUUUGACUGGGACGACGACGGCAUCGACGACGAGUUGGUGGACGAUUUCCUCCGCUCGUACUGCUCAGUCACCCACGAGCAGUAA
Diutina rugosa is the source of this 441-nucleotide messenger RNA. RefSeq lists its product as uncharacterized. Lineage: Eukaryota; Fungi; Ascomycota; Pichiomycetes; Serinales; Debaryomycetaceae. The record is from RefSeq and is a predicted model, not a curated record. The transcript has a single exon. Bases 1 to 441 code for a protein of 146 amino acids.